Molecule: messenger RNA, 3058 nt
Organism: Hirundo rustica (Barn swallow)
Lineage: Eukaryota; Metazoa; Chordata; Aves; Passeriformes; Hirundinidae
Gene: IDH3B
Product: isocitrate dehydrogenase (NAD(+)) 3 non-catalytic subunit beta
Exons: 12
Coding region: 27-1187 (386 amino acids)
Biological process (GO): isocitrate metabolic process; tricarboxylic acid cycle
Cellular component (GO): mitochondrion
Molecular function (GO): NAD binding; oxidoreductase activity, acting on the CH-OH group of donors, NAD or NADP as acceptor; magnesium ion binding
Source: RefSeq, a predicted model, not a curated record
CCGCGGUGCAUUCUGGGCCCGCAAAGAUGGCGGCGCUCAGCGCGGGACGGGCGGCGGCGGCGGGCCUCCUGCGUGCCCAGAGCCUCGGGCUGUGGCGAGGGCUGGGCAGCUCGGCCGCGCUCCUGCAGCAAGCCCAGGCCAAGUCGCGCAAGGCCGAGGGGACGUUCCAGGUGACGAUGCUGCCGGGGGACGGCGUGGGGCCCGAGCUCAUGCACGCCGUCAAGGAGGUGUUCAAGGCCGGCAAUGUCCCCGUCAUCUUCGACGAGCACCACCUGAGCGAGGUGCAGAACACGGCGUCCGAGGAGAAGCUGGACCGCGUGGUGGAUUCCAUGAAGGAGAGCAAGGUGGCUCUGAUCGGGAAGAUCCACACGCCCAUGGAGAUGUCCCACAAGGGAGACCUGGCGUCCUAUGACAUGAGGCUCAGGAGGAAGCUGGAUCUCUUUGCCAACGUUGUUCACGUCAAGAGCCUCCCUGGGUACCAGACGCGGCACAACAACCUGGACCUGGUGAUCAUCCGCGAGCAGACCGAGGGGGAGUACAGCUCGCUGGAGCACGAGAGCGCCAAGGGCGUCAUCGAGUGCCUCAAGAUCAUCACCAGGGCCAAGUCCCAGCGCAUCGCCAAGUUCGCCUUCGACUACGCCACCAAGAAGGGCCGGGCCAAGGUGACGGCCGUGCACAAGGCCAACAUCAUGAAGCUGGGGGACGGGCUGUUCCUGCAGUGCUGCAAGGAGGUGGCCGAGCUCUACCCCAAGAUCAAAUUCGACACCAUGAUCAUCGACAACUGCUGCAUGCAGCUGGUGCAGAAUCCCUACCAGUUCGACGUCCUGGUGAUGCCCAACCUCUACGGGAACAUCGUGGACAACCUGGCCGCGGGGCUGGUGGGCGGCGCCGGCGUCGUGCCGGGCGAGAGCUACAGCGCCGAGUACGCCGUCUUCGAGCUGGGAGCCCGGCAUCCCUUCGCCCAGGCCGUGGGCAGGAACAUCGCCAACCCCACGGCCAUGCUGCUCUCGGCCUCCAACAUGCUGCGGCACCUCAACCUGGAAUACCACUCCAACAUGAUCUCGGACGCGGUGAAGAAGGUGAUCAAAGGCGGAAAAGUCCGGACUCGGGAUCUGGGCGGUUACUCCACCACUUCCGACUUCGUCAAGUCCGUCAUUGACAACCUGCACCCCCACUACGGGGCGUAGGGCCCCCGGCACUGCCCCGGCCUCCAGCCCCCGUCCCACAGCGGGCAGCGCCCCACGGGGGCUCCCCGGGGUGUUGGGGGGCAUGGGGCAGUGCCCCCGACCCACCGGCAGCUCCUGGGGGCAUUGGGACCAGCCAGCCUUGGGAACCCCAUUCCUGUGGGAUCCCUGAUUGUGGGACCCCAUUCCUGUGGGAUCCCUGUGACCAUGGGACCCCAUUCCUGUGGGAUCCCUGAUUGUGGGACCCCAUUCCUGUGGGAUCCCUGAUUGUGGGACCCCAUUCCUGUGGGAACCCUGUGACCAUGGGACCCCAUUCCUGUGGGAUCCCAUUCCUGUGGGAUCCCUGUGACCAUGGGACCCCAUUCCUGUGGGAACCCUGUGAUUGUGGGAUCCCAUUCCUGUGGGAUCCCUGUGAUUGUGGGAUCCCAUUCCCAUAGGAUCCCCGUGACCGUGGGACCCCAUUCCUGUGGGAUCCCCGUGACUGUGGGAUCCCAUUCCUGUGGGAUCCCUGUGAGCAUGGGACCCCAUUCCCAUAGGAUCCCUGUGACCAUGGGACCCCAUUCCCAUAGGAUCCCCAUGACCCCAUUCCCAUAGGAUCCCCGUGACCGUGGGACCCCAUUCCUGUGGGAUCCCCGUGACUGUGGGACCCCAUUCCUGUGGGAUCCCUGUGAGCAUGGGACCCCAUUCCCAUAGGAUCCCUGUGACCAUGGGACCCCAUUCCCAUAGGAUCCCCAUGACCCCAUUCCCAUAGGAUCCCUGUGACCAUGGGACCCCAUUCCUGUGGGAUCCCUGUGACCGUGGGACCCCAUUCCCAUGGGACCACUGACUAUGGGAUCCCUGUGAUUGUGGGAUCCCUGGUUGUGGGAUCUCCAUUCCCAUGGGAUCCCUGUGACUGUGGGAUCCCCAUUCCCAUAGGUUCUUCAUUCCUGUGGGAUCCCUUGACUGUGGGGUUCUUGUGACUGUGGGACCCCAUUCCCAUGGGACCCCUGACUGGGAUUCCUACUCCUGUGGGUUCCUUGAGACUGUUGGACCAAUGGGAUUUUUGGAUCCCUGUGGAAGCAGGACCUUGGACUGUGGGACCCAGUUUCCAUGGGAUCCCUCAUUGUGGAAUCUCCAUUCCCAUAGGACCCCAUUCCCAUGGGACCCCAGGCUAUGGAAUCCCUACUCCUAUGGGUUCCUUGAGACUGUGGGACCAAUGGGAUUGUGGGAUCCACAUUCCUAUAGGACACCUGACUAUGGGAUCCCUGUUUCUAUCGGGUUCUUGUGACUGUUGGACCAACGGGAUUUUUGGAUCCCUGUGGAAAUAGGACCUUGGACAGGGAACCCAUUCCCGUGGAAUUCCUGACUAUGGGAUCCCCAUUCCCAUGGGACACCUGACUAUGGGAUCGCUAUUCCUAUGGGGUCCUUGUGACUGUGGGACCAAUGGGAUUGUGGGAUCGCCAUUCCUAUGGGAUCCCUGAUUGUGGGAUCCCCAUUCCCAUGGGACCAGUUGUGUUUGUGGGGUUUCGCACGGGACCUCCGUUUCCAUGGGAUCCUCACCAACUGUGGUGCCCCCAUUCCCGCGGGACCAGCGAUUGUGGGAUCCCCCCAUGCCCCCGUUAUCCCACCCCAUUAUCCCGCUUCCAGCAAUAACCAGGGCGCCAUCCCACCCUCCGGCAGCUCCUGGCACAGGGACAGUUCCGGGCACGGGGUGACCUUGGCACACUCCAGACUGGGACGGGGUGGGGGCUGCGCCCCGCACCCCCCAAUCCAUGGGAAUUUGGGCAUUCCGGGGCUCUGAGCCACACCCGGGGAAGGGAGGGGCUCGAUCCCGUAACCCCGGUGCCAUCGCGUCGUGCUGUAUUGCCGCUUUGCUAAUAAAGGGUUAACGCUUC